Molecule: messenger RNA, 2771 nt
Organism: Microbotryum saponariae
Lineage: Eukaryota; Fungi; Basidiomycota; Microbotryomycetes; Microbotryales; Microbotryaceae
Source: the annotation of a GenBank genome assembly
AUGUCAUCUGUCAACUUUCACGUCCCGUCUCCUGUACAACAAUCUUCACGGAGAGCAGAGGGGCAGCAGAAACGUCGGCAACGUGGGCGAGCUGAGCUCUGAGCGCGCCACCCGCGAGGCUGCUCGCGCACCUCCUCCACACAACCUGACUCCCGCUCUCUCUAAUCGCACAGACGCCGCCAACAACAACCUCGAACAAUCGCAGAUCCGAAGCUCAGGGGCAAAGACGCCUUCGCGAGAAGCAGCAGCGCAAAAUCGAUCAACACGACGUCGCGCAAAAUGGAUCGUCAAGUCAAUCUGCACAGGCAGUCACGUUCUCAAUGUCGCACGGCAAAGUUCGAUUGCCCGGGAUCGAAACCUCCCCCCCCCCCCCCCCCCCCGAGCUGCUCGCGCUUCUGACUGGCGAGGGCCCAGGUUAGUACACGUCGAUUCGUUCGACCUGCUAGAUUGAGUACAGCAGACUAACAGCCUUGCUGACUAUCCGUGAAACAGUCGAGAAGAUCUUCCGGGAGCGCAUAUUUGCGUUCAAUGAAAUCCUUGCUAUGGCAUCAUUCGGCACGAGCAAAGGCCAUGGCCACCUCAGCGGCUCCGGGCCACAAUCUUUCUACCUGAGCGGAAUGGUAACUCGCCAUAUCGGCACCCUAGCACCAGCCCCAGCGAACGACCCCGUCUUUGCGUAGAUUCUAGUAUUCCUGGCUCCGACGGAAUGCAUUGAAGCCCGACGAGCCUGGAUUCAAUGGACCGCCUGAAAAAGUACGACGUCUGGACACAGCAGAUCAACAGAUUGUUCCUCUACUCGACGGCAUGCUACGACAUCACAACAGGCGCGUUAAACUGUUCUUGACAGCACAAGAGGUCAUGGACAGUGAUGCGUCUCACACGUACCAGCUGCGUUUACUUGCACCGCGCAAUCGAGAUCCGAGAACCUACAACUUGCCGACCCAAGACGAGGUGGCCGCCAUUCUACCCGGAGAGGAGACCGAGUACCGGUCUUCAACAAGAGAUAUCGUCGUUCGGUUACCUCAGUCGCCAAACAAGAACAGCCGCGGAAUUCAACUCAUUCACGAUGGCCACCCUGCCUCAGUGAGUGCCAUGUAGUACUUCCAUAUUCGUCCUCACAAUAUCAGUUACCCGACGUUGUUCCAGAAUUUUGUCGCCGACGCCUGGGCAGUAACUGAACAAGAACGGCUAUUUUGGAUGAGAACGAAUCAGCAAAAGCUCAGAGCCGAACAGUACUAUUCCUCCCUUCAAGUAAGUCUGGCUGAAGGACUCGAUCCCGCGCAGAUUGGCAAAAGGGUCAUUUCACCGUCGUCACAGGGAUCGCCACGCCAAAUGGUCCAACUUUACCAAGAUGCUAUGGCCAUCGUUCGGGUUUUUAGUGCUCCGGACAUAUUCAUCACGAUGACAUGCAACCUUGCCUGGUCGGAAAUUGUCAACGCGUUGCUUCCUGGCCAAACUGCAUCCGACCGUCCCGACAUAGUAACACGGAUCUUUCACGGUAAAUUGAAAGCUCUUCUUGCGGAUGUAUGAGGCGUUUGUCGUGCGCCGGGAGUCUUUGGAAAGGUAUGUCAAUCGACGCAGCAAAUUUUCUCAAGAAAUGGCUGCCGCAUGCAGCAUAGCUACGGAUUCGAGUGAGUAACUUCAUGAACUGUGCUCGUGGUGUGGGAUUGUUGAGGAGCUAAUGGAAAACUACCAAGCAGCAAUUCCCUUCAACACGGUCUUCUUUGAAUGUCAACCCUCGAGUUCUUCACCAUCAGCUGGUGACACUGCAUGCGUGAGUUUUCACUUGACAUGGCUGUGCAGUGGUAUGAAAAACAGACAUUGGACGUCGGUGACAAUAGGUGACCCUAUCCCCAAAAGGGGGGGGGGGGGGGGGGGGGGGGGGCACCCACCGUGGCCUGCCUGGGAAAACGACAUCGAUUCCAACAAAUACCACAUGUUCUACAACAAGGCUCGCGAAGGAAGCUGCAAUGGCCGAAAAGUAGCAAAGUCUUACGCUACGCCGCUACCUGUAAACGUUGACGGGCAUGUUAAGCUGUACAUGCACACCAUUUCAAGGGUGGGGGACGUGUGUGACGGACUGAAAUUCGGGUCGCAGCGACGAGGGACCUCCAGCUCUCGCGAGCUAGGGGCCCCCAGUGAAAGGCACGAGAUCGCUCUCGAGCCUCACUGAUUCCGAGUCCAAACUGAAAGGAUCAAACGGUGUAUUCGCAGGCGAAGAAAGACUACUAAAAGGACUAAGGCCAAGAGACGCGGCGGCGCCGCGCGCGAGGACAAGCGUGAGGCCGGUUGGCUCCAGGUCGUCGUGAGGCGUAUAGUCUUUUCGGCCUUUGCUGCAAGAUUUUGACGCGGACAGCUCAAGCGCGCUGGUCUCGGCCUAACGGGGCCCGCUCGCGCUCCACUCUUCGAACACGCAUUCUUUGGACCGUGUGCCAGCACGCACUCUUCUCGGCCCCCUCGGGCCUCCCGCCUUGCUCACCCGCUGGCGCGCGCGGGCCCUUCCUUUCCCUCUCCCUCGUCGUCCCGCACGCCUUAGCGUUUCGUGUUGUGGUUCCGGCACCCCCCCAGCCAGUCUCUACUCACUCAAAGUGGGUAACAUCCCUCGUAAGCCCUCUGCCCUUGUUGGACAGUUGGACUGAUGAGCUAGCCUGCCACUACGUUGUAAGCAGCCGCCGUACCCGCUGCUUUGCAAGGUCGUAUCGCACCCACUGCUUAGAGCAAGGGCGAACUUUUCGAGACUCGCACUAUCGCGGCUCGCUGUUUCUAGCUAA